AUGGUAGUGCGGUCUAACGACACGUCCUUUUUCAUAAAACAAGGAAAAAAAAACAUAGAAGCUGAGACUGAGUUUUACUAUACGAUCUUGUCGAUGGUUCGUAUGUUUUGCGGUUUCCUCAGCCGGAAGAAGAAAAAGCCUUCGUCAUCUUCGUCUUCACCGUCGCAAGAUAUUAAAAAGGUAAGACAAGAACUAGCAGGGCUUUUAGCCGUGGCCAAGGCUGCCUUUGUGGUGAUGGUGCCGGCUGUGGAGGUUGCGGCGGUUGUGGAGGUUAAAACUUACUAGGCCAUCGCGAUGGGUAUUCUCUUGUGUAACAUGUGCCACAAGGAGGAGGAGUCGACGUCGUCUCCCGCGGGAACAAAAGAUGGAGGUCUUGUUGUCAUGUCGUCUUCGGAAAAAAGUAAGACCAAAGGCUGUUGUUGCGGCGGAGGGGGUUGUGGCGGCCGUGGCGGUGGUUGUGGUGGAGGUGGUGGGUGUGGAGGUGGCGGCGGUUAGA
Capsella rubella is the source of this 496-nucleotide messenger RNA. Its product is annotated as glycine-rich RNA-binding protein 3, mitochondrial. The record is from RefSeq and is a predicted model, not a curated record. NCBI's taxonomy places the organism in Eukaryota, Viridiplantae, Streptophyta, Magnoliopsida, Brassicales, Brassicaceae.